GCCCCACCCCCUCUCUCAGUUCCCAGGCUCCUAACCAUCAGGUUCCUGGAUCCUGGUCCCAUAGCCCAGUGCAUCCCCGCUCUCACCCUCUAUCCCAACCCCAAACCCUGCCACCAUGCUGCCAUCCCAGGAGGCCUCGAAGCUGUACCAUGAGCAUUAUAUGCGGAACUCGCGGGCCAUCGGGGUGCUGUGGGCUAUCUUCACCAUCUGCUUCGCCAUCAUCAACGUGGUGGUCUUCAUCCAGCCCUACUGGGUGGGCGACAGCGUGAGCACCCCUAAACCCGGCUACUUCGGCCUCUUCCACUACUGCGUGGGGAGCGGGCUGGCUGGCCGGGAGCUCACCUGCCGUGGCUCCUUCACCGACUUCAGCACCAUCCCGUCUGGGGCCUUCAAGGCGGCCGCCUUCUUCGUGCUGCUGUCCAUGGUGCUGAUCCUGGGCUGCAUCACCUGUUUCGCCCUCUUCUUCUUCUGCAACACAGCCACAGUCUACAAGAUCUGUGCCUGGAUGCAACUGCUUGCAGCUCUGUGCCUGGUCCUGGGCUGUAUGAUCUUCCCCGAUGGCUGGGAUGCGGAGACCAUCCGGGAUAUGUGUGGGCAGAAGACAGGGAAGUAUUCUCUGGGGGACUGCUCUGUGCGCUGGGCAUAUAUCCUGGCCAUCAUUGGUAUCCUCAAUGCCCUCAUCCUCUCCUUCCUCGCCUUUGUGCUGGGUAACCGGCAAAACGACCUCCUGCAGGACGAACUCAAGACAGAGAGCAAAGAUUUUGUUGGCUCUGCGAACAUAACAGAGAUGCUGCCACUGGGCCUUGCCCUCUCUGGAGGCCCCGGACUGGACUCUUUCCCGCCUUUUUCGGCCAACGACGGUUCAGUGACGUGCACCUCGAAGCCUCAGAUGCUGCCAACCUCCCUCGGGCGGCCUCCCCGAGACCCUGCUCUCCCCAGCCAGCUCACCUAAGAUGAAGAUGACCUGCCUGGAGGGAGGGAUCAUGGAGUCCUGGGGUCAUUCACCCCUUCCUUUCUUCACCCAACAUCCCACUGGCCACUGACCCCACCGCUUUCACUGGGGUCCA
Messenger RNA from Trichosurus vulpecula (common brushtail), 1067 nucleotides. RefSeq names its product LHFPL tetraspan subfamily member 4 (gene LHFPL4). Bases 116 to 952 code for a protein of 278 amino acids. Lineage: Eukaryota; Metazoa; Chordata; Mammalia; Diprotodontia; Phalangeridae. The transcript has 4 exons. The record is from RefSeq and is a predicted model, not a curated record. Gene Ontology annotation, cellular component: inhibitory synapse; postsynaptic membrane; plasma membrane. Gene Ontology annotation, molecular function: GABA receptor binding. Gene Ontology annotation, biological process: sensory perception of sound; gamma-aminobutyric acid receptor clustering.